Messenger RNA from Eutrema salsugineum, 884 nucleotides. RefSeq names its product glutathione S-transferase U6. Gene Ontology annotation, cellular component: cytoplasm. Gene Ontology annotation, biological process: glutathione metabolic process. The record is from RefSeq and is a predicted model, not a curated record. The transcript is spliced from 2 exons. Gene Ontology annotation, molecular function: glutathione transferase activity. The coding region runs from base 19 to 690 and encodes 223 amino acids. Lineage: Eukaryota; Viridiplantae; Streptophyta; Magnoliopsida; Brassicales; Brassicaceae.
AAAAAGAAAAGGUAUCUAAUGGGAAAGCAAGAGGAAGUGAAGUUGCUUGGGAUAUGGGCGAGUCCUUUCAGCCGUCGGAUCGAGAUGGCUCUCAAACUCAAAGGCGUACCGUACGAUUACUUAGAGGAAGAUCUCGAGAACAAGAGUUCUUUGCUUCUUGCCCUCAAUCCUAUACAUAAGAAGAUCCCUGUUCUUGUUCACAAUGGUAAAACCAUUAUCGAAUCGCAUGUGAUUCUUGAAUACAUCGAUGAGACUUGGAAACACAAUCCCAUUCUUCCUCAGGAUCCCUUCCACAGAUCCACGGCUCGAAUCUUUGCUAAGCUCGUCGAUGAACAAAUUGUUAAUUUGGGAUUUAUCUCACUCGCAAAAACAGAAAAGGGAAGAGACGUUUUAAUCGAGAAGACAAGAGAACUGAUUAAAUGUCUCGAGAAGGAACUCGCCGGAAAUGAUUACUUUGGUGGCAAGACUGUUGGAUAUUUGGAUUUAGUCGCAGGAAGUAUGAUCCCGUUUUGUCUGGAGAGAGCUUGGGAAGGAAUGGGAGUGGAAGUUAUUACAGAGAAGAUGUUUCCACGAUACAAGAAAUGGGUAAAGAAGCUAGAAGAGGUUGAGAUUGUAAGGGAUUGUAUUCCCCCAAGAGAGAAACAUAUUGAACACAUGAACAUUAUGGGGGAGAAACUCAAAUCUGUUUAGGGCAUCUCCAAAGGCAACUUCAAAUCUUCAAAUAUGAGGUUUUGUUCAUUCCAAAGGCAACCUUAAAACUUUAAAUUUUGAGGUUUUUGAACAGUGAAACCUUAUAUUUGAGGUUUUACUAUUCAAAAUGAGGUUGCAACUUUUUGUAUUUUAAUUCUUACAAUUAUAUACUUCAUAAAUAAUCAUUUCUUUUU